This is a messenger RNA of Styela clava, 2058 nucleotides long. The record is from RefSeq and is a predicted model, not a curated record. NCBI's taxonomy places the organism in Eukaryota, Metazoa, Chordata, Ascidiacea, Stolidobranchia, Styelidae.
AUGAUAAUUGAUCAAGUUAACAAAGACGAUAAAAUCUUACCAGGCAUGGAACUGGGUACCAUGAUGAUAGACACAAGAGCAAUGGAUUCCCACACCAUUGGACAGAUUGUCACAGAAUUUAUACCUUUAUUUUCGGAAGCAACAACUUCAUGUUCAACAUCAAAAACUUUAUCAAAGAAGUCAAUGUUUGCAGGAUUCAUCGGAGCAUCCUCCAGUCAAGUGUCCAUCGAAACUGCUAAACUGUUGCAAGUGUUUUCUGUUCCACAGAUCAGUUAUUGGUCCACGAAUCCAACGUUAAGCGAUAAAUCAUUGUUUCCUUAUUUCUUCAGAACUAUUCCUUCCGACACACAUCAGCUCCAAGCAAUGACGCAAUUUAUCAAACAUCAAGGGUGGAGUUAUGUAUCGGUAGUAUACGAAGACACACAUUAUGGAUCACGGGCUUACACAGAACUAGAGAAAACUUUAAAAGAAAAUGGAAUAUGUAUUGCAGUAGGAUACAGAAUGUCUACCAACUUAAAAUCUGAUGAAUACGUAAACGUACUUCGGGAACUUAAAACAAAACAAGCAAGAGCUGUUUUGCUAUUUACAAUCGAGCAACUCGCCAGUGAGGUUUUAAAAACGGCAGCUGCUCAUCCCGAAUUUGCUGAACAUUUUUUGUGGAUUUCCUCAGACUCUUGGACGAGAUUGCUGCCAAAAAAUAACAUAAGUGGUGCAUUGUACGAAAAUGAACUGCAUGGUACUGUCGGAUUCGCCCCUGAAACAAAAUCGGUUCGAGGAUUACGAAACUAUUUUACUAACCUAACAUUGUUACAGAAUUCAAAUCGAAAUCCAUGGUUUGCGAAAUAUAUCAGCGAACGAAAAAAUUGCAUGCUCGAUAUUGAGCUGCCUGAUCGAGGGAUUCGCAAAUGUUCUCCUGAUGAACGAAUCAAUCCAGACACAUUUGUGGAGUUUCCAUAUACUGAAAAAGUUGCCAAUGCUUUGUUGUCUUUUGUUUAUGCUAUAAACGAAGUACAUAAAUCUUUAUGUGGAGGCAAAUCAGGAAUAUGUGAAGAAAUGAAUAAAAUGCGUGGUGGUACCGAACUCGCGAAAAGCACAUACAAAAUGCUAAAAAAUAUAACUAUACAAGGAAUCAAUGGAGAUAUAUUCACAUUUGAUGACAACCAAGAUGCUCACUCACAUUACGAUAUUUAUAACUAUCGGAAAGACGUCUACGCGAGAAAUGGAGAUGAAGAGUCGAAAUGGAUCAAAGUUGGAAAUAUUCACGGGCAAGGUGAAAAAAUUGCUCUAUCUUCAUUUUUCCAAACUAUUUUCAAGGGUACGCUAAAUAAACUUGACCCAUUUGUUUUAGAAAUUGAAUGGUUCGAGCCACUUGCGAGCAAAGUAACGAGUCAAGGUUCUUUCUGCUCCAGACAAUGUCUUCCCAAUGAGGCAAAAAUAACAUUUGGCGCGAAGGAUUGCUGUUGGAAGUGUCAGACGUGUUACUCUCAUGAGUUUGUUGCAAAUGGUACCGAAUGUAGAAAAUGUAACCAAGGCAUGAGACCGAACAAAAAUUUCACAGAUUGUGAACCAGCAGAGAUCAUAUAUCUCACUUACGAAGAGUCAUACUCCAUUGCUACACUUAUACUUGGAAGCAUAGGAAUAGUAUGUUUAUUAUUCGUGUCCGUAAUAUAUGUUAUAAACAAAGAUUGCCCUAUCGUCAAAGCGUCGGGAAAGGAACUUUGUUUUUAUGUACUCUUUGGAAUUUUACUCACUCUGACAAAUUGUUGGACAAUCAUGUUGCCACCAACAACUAUUCUAUGUGCAUAUUCACGCAUUGUGAUUUCGAUAGGACCUACAAUGAUGUAUGCUGCGUUGCUCACCAAAACACUGAGAGUUGUCAUCGUUUUCAGAUCAAAAAUCUUAACACCAAAGGUAGCUUAGAACGUAUGAUUAUUUUGGGUAUUUCAAAGCAUGCAAGAGAAAAUUCAAAACCUGGAAGGCAGUCACAGUUAGGUCAAUGCGUCAACCGACACAACAACACUGAUACGAUUUGUUUUGAUUAGAAUUAAUUUCAUAUAA